AUGUCGGGCGGGUUGCAUCACCUGGACCAGUUAGCCCAAGACGUGCUGGACGGCAAGUCGACCGCAGUACUACAAGGGACAGGGUUGGCGCUGCCGACGCCUCCGGCUCCCCAGGCAAGCUCGGCUCGUGCUCCCCACGCGAGGCCCCUUCCUUCAACUGCAUCGGCGACUACGUCAGCGCCGACCGAGUCCGCAAGCCCGCUUACGGGCACUAAGUCGUCAAAGUCAGCCAGGGGAGCCCCUGCUCCGUCCAAACACAAGGCGGCGAGUAUCACAUCGGCUCGGAAGACUCCGCAGAAGAAAUCACGCACUCCCAGCAAGCCAACAGCGACAGAGGACCUUCCGGUGGCCGUAGACUCGGCGCCUCUUGCUCCCAAAACUGUCGAGGGCAGCGCUAAAGCUCCGAAGCAUGUGCGGGAAGCCAUCGCUGCUGUUCUUGCGAAGGCGGAGGCUGCCGGCAAGAAGCCGUGGCUCAAGAACCCUCAUGUACACCGCCAUCAUUGGCGCUUCUGGAUGGCGCAUCGUCGCGCGUUCUGGGAGUGGGCGUUCCAUGCCCCGCUUGAUUCCAGCCUCGCGUUGGCUAACCGACGUAAACUCAAACUGCGCGCUACCCAAGCUCGUAUGGCUCGAUACAACACCAUGCUCAAUAUCGCCCUUGACCCCGACGCCAUCGACUCCUACGGUUACACCAGCAUGCGGUCUUUCUUCGAGUCGACUGAGGCCUUGCAGUUGUCGGCUCUUCCCCCAUAUCGACUUUCGGAUACAGCGCUGGCCUACGUCCGCCGAGACAUAAUGUCCGGGCGCAAGCCUAAAGAUACAUGGGUCGGCACCAAGACUGAGGAACCAUGGAAGUCCCUGAUAAACUCCAACCGAAUCAAGUUGAUCCAAGACAAACUAGUUGGUGAGCCCGGGUCCAACUCAAGCAAUGUCCCCACUUCCAAGCCAAUCACCCUAGCUGAGUCUCGUCGUGUCAACUAUUCCGACUUCGAAGAAGAAGACGAAGUCGACGGCGAGAUAAACUCCGACAAUUAG
Phytophthora sojae is the source of this 1032-nucleotide messenger RNA. RefSeq lists its product as hypothetical. NCBI's taxonomy places the organism in Eukaryota, Oomycota, Peronosporomycetes, Peronosporales, Peronosporaceae. The coding region runs from base 1 to 1032 and encodes 343 amino acids. The transcript has 3 exons. The record is from RefSeq and is a predicted model, not a curated record.